Messenger RNA from Trichoderma harzianum CBS 226.95, 1861 nucleotides. RefSeq lists its product as hypothetical. The record is from RefSeq and is a predicted model, not a curated record. Lineage: Eukaryota; Fungi; Ascomycota; Sordariomycetes; Hypocreales; Hypocreaceae. The transcript has a single exon. The coding region runs from base 104 to 1624 and encodes 506 amino acids.
CGAAGCGCACAUCUAUCCCGUACGAGAUCCCAGGCAAAGUACACGCUGCAUUGCUAAUUUCCCUUGUCGUUUUCUGUUGUUCAAAAAAUAGACCUUACUACAAAUGGGGCUACUACAAUGUCCCAAUGCAUUCCUUGUCUUCUGGCUUAUACCCCUUGUUCAAGCUUACACGGUAUUUGAGACAAAUUGUUCUGCCCCUGCUACUCUAUCAAACUAUGUUUCGUCACCCAACACUCGUGGCACUCUCGACAUCCUCUGGAGUUCUCUCUUUACAAUCUUCGCUUGCACCUGGACCCUUCAGCAUCCUAAUGUCCCCGCACAACGCGACGACAGUCGCUCCGGACAAUCGAAACAUGUUAAAUGGAUGAGCGCUCAAUGGAGAAGUGCUCAAUGGAGCACUGCUAAAUGGGGAUUGAAAAGCUUAUAUAAAAGUACACUGAGGAUGCUUUGCACGAUUCUUGCUCCCGAGCUAAUAAUGACUACGGCUUGGUUUGACUGGGUGGCGGCACAUAACAACUGUCGUGAUAUGCAGCGGUUCGCUGAGAAUGACGGUGUUGCUUGGACUUUAACUCACAGCUAUUUUGCAAAUAUGGGGGGUUUUGUCAUUCGAGGCAAGCCAACGAAAGAACAAAAGCAUCACGACCCCUACCAUCUCAAUGGUGAUCUCAUCUACCAACUUCGAGAUGCAGAACAUAUCGAAAAGCUGCCUACCAUUACAGAAGAAGAGAUCAAAGACAAGUCUAAAGGUGAUAUUUUUGUCAAAUUAAUUGCACUUGGCCAAAUUAUUUGGUCUACAAUUCAGAUUAUCGCACGGGCUGUUAGAAGGCUUCCUGUUUCACCUCUUGAGGUGGCUGUUGUGGCCUUUGCUAUCUCUGCGGUCUUUAUAUACGGUCUCUAUUGGAACAAACCACAGCGAGUUGGCGUCACUCAAACAAUUCAGCUAAAGAACAAUAAUAUGCAGAACGAGAGAGCCAAAUUGGAACGAGUCACUGUGGAUGAAGGACCCCUAUUGCAAGGAAGAGCCACAUUGGCAGAGAGUGCAAUAUCGAUGGAAGAAGGAGCUAUAACAGAAGAAGGAGCCAUGGUGAAUGAAGGGCUUAUCUUAGAAGAUGGAAGAAUUCCGACUAAAGUCUACGAUCUACUCAAAAACGGGUCUGAAAAAGUUCUUAAAGUUUUAUUUGAGGGGCUCCUCUCACUUUUAGGGAUCGAGAUUGAAACAGAGACUCUACCUGGUGCGCCGAUUAGCCUCGACUCGGCGCGUGAGGCAGGUGCUUGGGAGACUGCAGGCGUUGUGGGUGUUGGUGCGGCGGUGUUUGGUGGGAUCCAUGUUGUCGCUUGGAACUUUGCUUUCCCAUCAACAGUUGAGUUGAUCUUAUGGAGAUGCGCAAGCAUUUAUACGGCUGCAGCUCCACUUUGUCCAAUGCUGCUCGAUUACAUCUACAACGAGCUGGGCUUUCAUAUCUGCAUUGGAGAGGGCUUCAUCGGCGCCUUUUACCUUUUUUCUGCAUCCUUUUACGUCAUUGCCCGGCUUUUUAUUCUUGUCGAGAUGUUUCGGACGCUUUGCUUCCUACCUCCUGGGUCAUAUAUUUCUACUUGGACAACGAACAUGCCACAUCUUGCUUAGUAGGUGGCGUUGUGCGCCAGUCAUACAGCUUCAAUGUUGGAUGAGAGGCCUAGAACCCAUUUGGGGUUGCAUGAUUCGGGUACGCUGGUUUCUCAUAAAGGAAUUGUCAAUACUCGAAAUAUAUCGAUUAUUCUAAUACCCCUUGUCCCGAAUCUAAUAUUGAUAACAACACAUACUAAAAGAACGUAGCAACGGCGUUGGAUACCUAUCUAGGUGGAGAAUUGAGUUUCUAGUAUA